Messenger RNA from Micropterus salmoides (largemouth bass), 1373 nucleotides. RefSeq names its product chitobiosyldiphosphodolichol beta-mannosyltransferase-like. Gene Ontology annotation, cellular component: endoplasmic reticulum. The record is from RefSeq and is a predicted model, not a curated record. Gene Ontology annotation, molecular function: mannosyltransferase activity. NCBI's taxonomy places the organism in Eukaryota, Metazoa, Chordata, Actinopteri, Centrarchiformes, Centrarchidae.
AUCACAAACAAACAAACAUGGCGCCGCGCUGCACCGGCUCCGCGUUUCUGGCCGUCUUUGCGCCGAUCGCGGCUCUUUUGGUUGUGUUUUACGCAGCGGGCUCGCCUGUGACCUGGCGGACGGUGUCUCUGGCUGUUGUAACCGUGCUGGCGUCGCUGUGGCUGCGGAGGCUGCGGCGGCGGGACGCCGGGACUGACCGCCGGGUGUGUGUGCUGGUGUUGGGGGACAUCGGUCGCAGCCCUCGGAUGCAGUAUCACGCCUUGUCCCUCAGCAAACACGGAUUCAGCGUCACUUUUGUCGGGUUUUUGGAUACCAAACCUCAUCAAGACGUGCUGAGAGAGGAGAAAAUAAUGAUCGUCCCCAUCACAGAAGUGAGAGGUGUUCGAGUGGGACCAAAGAUCCUCACUUAUGUGACGAAGGUGAUCCUUCAGUGUCUGCAGCUUCUCCAUGUGCUGCUGAAGACGGAGACUCAGUCUCAUAUUCUAAUGCAGAAUCCCCCGGGCUUGCCCAGCAUCGCGGUAGCUUGGCUCGUGUGCGUCCUGCGAGGCAGCAGAUUCGUCAUCGACUGGCACAACUACGGCUACACCGUCAUGGCCCUGAGCCACGGCCCGAGGCACCCGGUGGUCCAACUGGCAAAGUGGUAUGAACACUUCUUCGGGCCGCUGGCCACUCACAACCUUUGUGUUACCAACGCAAUGAAGGACGACUUGCAGAAAAACUGGGGCAUCAGGGCGACGACUCUGUACGACAGACCAGCCUCCAUCUUCAGAGAAACGCCACUGAAGCUGCAGCACCAGCUGUUCAUGAGACUGGCCAACACGCAUCCUCAGUUCCAGAGCAAAGGGUCUGAGGACGUGAACGUGGAGAGGACCGUCUUCUCGGUUUGUGACCUCACUGAUGACACAGUGACCUUGAGGGCGGAGCGACCGGCGCUGCUGCUGAGCAGCACCAGCUGGACAGAGGAUGAAGAUUUCUCCAUCUUACUGAGGGCUCUUGAAGAGUACGAAGGUUUCGUUAAAGGAGGAGCCUCCCUGCCGUCUUUAGUCUGUGUGAUCACAGGUAAAGGUCCUCAGAAGGAACACUACAGGAAGCUGAUCGACUCCCUGCACUUAGACCACGUGACCAUCUGCACUCCCUGGUUGGAGGCAGAAGACUAUCCCGUCUUACUGGGCUCAGCGGACCUUGGCGUUGUUCACAAGUCGUCCAGCGGUCUGGACCUGCCCAUGAAGGUGGUGGACAUGUUCGGCUGCUGUGCCGUCUGCGCCAUCCACUUCAACUGCUUGAGCGAGCUGGUGAAGCACGAGGAGAACGGGCUGAUCUUCAGAGACUCGCAGGAGCUCGCCGAGCAGCUCAAGUCUCUCCUGUCAGGGUUU